UUCCGUGUUUGUCUGCCGCUGGCGACCCCGCCCACAGCAGUGAUUAUUGUUGCCAGGUGGAGAGAGAGCUCGGCCCGGUUUACCUGUCUUUACCCCCUAAAAACACCCACAUCUGGACUAACUGUUUGGGGCAGAUGAGGGAGGGUGAUCUGGAGCGGGUCUGAGAGGAGCCUGGUUCGGUUUGGAGCGGAUUUGACCCGGUUUCUCAGCCGGUUUCUGGAGGGGCUUUGAGAGAGAGAGAAGGAGGGAAAGUUUGCUUCGGUUCACGAGUCUGCAGCGCCGCCGGCAGCCAUGUCCAGUUAGAGACCGGCUCCACGGCGCCCACCAUGCGGAAGCAUCUGGACAGGAUCCGGUUCCGGGGCCAGAGACGGGACGAGUUCCUGGAUCUGGCCGAUUCGCCCAACACGUCCGAUACAGAAUGCACAGAGGAGGUCGUGAUUAGACCUCGACUCUCCACCAGAGAUUCGGAGGAGAGGGAGGCCGAGGGAGAGCAGCAGAGUGACGCUCAGGCUGGUCCAGGAACAUUUUCUGCAGCUCUCCAAGACGACUCGAGAACGGACCUCAACGAGGUCAAAGGUCACCUAGAAAUCGCCUUGUUAGAGAAACAUUUCUUACAGGAGGAGCUGAGGAAACUUAAAGAGGAGUUCAACGUGGAUUCACUGAGACAGGAGCUGGAGAGGGAGCGCAGCAGGUGCAUCGAGCUGGAGCAGAAGAUCAACGACGUUGUGAAACCCAGACCUGAAGACUCCCCUUCUCAGACACCUAGAGCCCCGCCCCCUGCUCCACCUGCAGUCAGCAGUACAGACAAACAGAAGGACACUUUGUCCGGCAGUUUCCUGAAGUGGCUUUAUGAUCGUUUUGGCGUUUAUAUCGAGGACUUCCGCUUCCAACCGGAGGAGCACACGGUGGAGCCGGACGAGCCGCUGAGUGCCAAGAGGCUGACGGAAAACAUGAGACGGCUCAAGCGAGGAUUCAAGCCUGUGACCAACUUCAAGAGGAACCUUACUGCCUUAUCCAGCUGGUACUCCGUCUACACGUCGGCCAUCGCCUUCAUUGUCUACAUGUAUGCAGCGUGGCACGGCUGGGCCGUCCCCAUGUUCCUGUUUCUCGCCAUCCUCCGCCUGUCCUUGAAUUGCCUCAUCGCCAGAGGCUGGAGGAUCCAGUGGAGCAUCGUACCUGAAGUCUCGGAGCCCGUGGAGCCUCCUAAAGAAGAUCUGACGGUGUCGGAGAAGUUCACGCUGGUUCUUGAUGUUGCUCAGAAAGCUCAGAAUCUGUUUGGGAAGAUGGCAAACAUCCUGGAGAAAAUAAAGAAUCUGUUCAUGUGGGUUCAGCCAGAGUUGACUCAGAAGCUGUACGUUGGUCUGUGGUUGGCCUUCAUCUCAUCCUGCCUGCUGCCGUUCAAACUGCUGGGAUUCAUCAUAGGUGUGUACGCAGGUAUAAAGUUCUUCAUCAUCGACUUCAUCUUUAAGAGUUGUCCCAAGCUGAGGCAGCGCUUUGACACCCCCUUCAUCAUCUGGACCAACUUACCCACCGACCUGCAGCUGAAGGAGCGCAGCAACACCGGGCUGAGCAGACGGGCAACCAUGACGGCCGGCCGAGGCAACGCCGCCGCUGCAGCUCCUCUUGGUUUCAGCCGGGACGAGGACGGAGGACGAUACUACAGCACCAAGAAAGGAGCUUUUCACGAAGUCUUCAACCUGCUGGAGAGUGAGCGCCCUCUGACAGUGUGUGAGAACGGCUGGCGCUGCUGCCUCAUCAACAGAGACAAGAAGACACCGACAGACUACAUCCGCAACGGAUUCCUCUACGUCACUGAGAAUCAUCUGUGUUUCGAGAGCUCCAGCUCCAGAUCUGGAUCCUCCAAGAGGAACAAAGUCAUCAAACUAAUCGACAUCAUCGACAUCCAGAAGUACAAAGUUUUGUCCGUGCUGCCUGGAUCUGGGAUGGGCAUCUCCAUCGCGACGCCAUCCACCCAAAAGCCGAUGGUGUUCGGCGCGAUGAUCCACAGAGACGAGGCCUUCGACGCCAUCUUCACCCAGUACAUGAAGAUCGUUACCACGGCUACAGCCACCGAGUCGGAGACGUUGUAACACCUUCACAACAUGGCUGCCAUCUCACACACACACACACACACACACACACGCACUGUAACUGUAUUCACUCUGUGACGUCUUCAAACAGCUGCUGACUUCAGUUUGAGCUGCUCUCGUGUGAUUUAGGGUCACCUCUUCGGUCAUCAAACUAAAUGAUCUGGUGACGUUGAUGUUGAAUCGAUUCCAACAAAUCCCUGAUUUCAUGUCAGAAUCAGCCGACAACCAACAUCAAUCACUGUUCUUAAACUGUGUUACAGAAAGUUCCCACAAAACAGACAAAUGAACGUCAAUCCUGAGUGCUAAUUUACCGCAAAUUCAUAUGUCAAUGGCUGGCAUCUCAAAUAAUUGCCUGCAUAUAAACAAUUAGAGACCGGGUGAAAACAUUGAGGACGUUGCUGUUACCUGUGCUUUAACGUCUCUCACUUGAUAAAUUUAGUACAUUUCCACACAAUAACAGUUUUGUCAUACUCACCACUCUGCUAAAAAACAUUUUCUUUGUUUAAGACUAAUAACAUUCCCAUUCACUGAUUGUUUCCAGUUGCCUCUACUUUGCUGUUUUUAAAAAAUAUAUUUUAUCCCUGUUAAGCUGCAGUCAAUGAAGCCCAACACUUCCUGCACAGAUGCUUCACAUUAAAAGCCUUCCAAGGGCACAAUCCCUCCUUUACUUGGACGGCUUUUAAUGCGAAACAUCUGCAGGGACACCGUUAAAAUUCAUGAUCUAAAAGGAAACAUUUCUACAUUUUGAAUUCGAUCGUCACAGUUUGUUCAUGCCGGUCAACUGAACCGACGCACCUGUCACCUGCAGCUCAUCAGUCAGCUGUGUCAUGUGACUGGCUGCAGGUUUGUGUGAUUUCAGUUUACUUCCUUGGAGGAAUAUUACACUUCUAUGUAUUACACCGGAAGGUUUACGGAAAGACACUAAUGUUUCAGUGAUGGCUGCUCUAUUAGCAGUUUUGAUAAUAUAUUAAUCAUUUAAGUCACUUAUUAAUCAUUCUUUGGUUGGAGCUUCUCCAAUGUGAGGAUUUUCUGCUGUGCUUUCUCUGUUUAAUAUAUCACUGUUGGUCGGACAAAACAAGACAUUUAAAGACCUUGGAAUUUGUUAAUACUAAACAAAAAUAUAAAAAAACAGAUGAAAGAACAUUUAUAUCAAACAAUAAUAGGACAUCGUCCUUUUUAAUAAUAAAGAUUUUAUGUGAAGGACUUGAAAAUGUCUGGCUUUGGCGACAACCAGUGGUAAUACCAAAAAUUAUAUGAGUCAACAAUAACCCCAAAAGUGAACUUUAAAGGGACUCUCUGUAAGAGUCAUAAAUUGUUUGUUAACAGUGACACCUGUGGCCGUUAAGUCGACGACAGUCAGCGUCCUGUUGCUUGCACUACGUAGACGUGAGAGAGCAUCGGUCAAAACAGUGAGGCGACACACACGACAUGAUUGACAGGCAUCAUGUUGAUUAUCGUUAGCAACAUUAGCAGCUAAAAGCACAAUAUCACUCUAUAUUUCACAUGCUUGGCAGUAAUGUUAGCUGACCAAACGAUCGCCCUCCAUGGAAUCGAUGUUGUCCCUAGUGUUAACUUUUCCUGCUUCAGCCUCCAGACCGCGGUCAGAAGACACAGGGGAGACACCGUAGUUUUGGUCUCCUGGGUCGGAGUCGAUAAUGCUACUCUCUCCGGCGUUAACCCCCGUCACUUCAUUCAUCCGCAGGGAAACAAGACACAUUUCUGCACAAACUGCAACUUCCACUGAACAUUCACUUGAUAUUCUCAAAGAUGUUUUUUUUUUGUGCUUCCGUGGAGUUUGUGGUGGGGGCUGGUCGUUUGUUGCCGUUAGCGGACUCCAUUUCUAAAGGCACUCGCGAGCGUGCAUGACGUCACAUCCGCUGGAUUUUCCCAUCAAAAUGGGCCCCUUUAAUGAAUUCUUCACAUUAAAAGCAGUCUACAGGCUGAUGGACGAAACCCAGAAAUGGUAAUAAAAAGCGAUUUUAUACGUGUAAAAAGUUCCAUACAGUCCCUUUAAAGUGGAGCUGCAACUAACAAUUAUUUUCAAUCUAAUAAGGCUAAUAUUUUCUCAAUUAAUAAUUUCAUCUAAAGGAAAAAAAAAAAGAAGUGAGAAAGUAGUGAAAAAUCUGUCACAAGGCAACGCCAUCAAUAUUAUUUCUUUUGUAUGAUGAAUAGUUCAAAACCCCCAAAUAUUCAGUUCAGUGAUAUAAAACCUUUACUUAUUUUCAUUACUGCAGUGUAAAGGCCUUUACACGCGGCAGUGUUUUUUUUCCGUGCGAUUAAUUUGCACCUCAAUAUAUUUUUUAGAACUGUUUUUGUCAUGAGUACUUUCACUCUGAACGCGACUAUUACGUGGCGAAAAAAUCGUAACAAGGUUGAUUUUUCUGAGCUGUCGCACCGUGAAUAAAGGCAUCAACCAAUCACGUUGUGCAGAACGGGUUGAGUUGCGCUUUUAUUUUUGCACAGAGGCUCCGUAGUCCGAACAAAGACGGCAAACUUUAUUACUUCUUUCAACCGUGGCAAAAACAACGCAUACCAGAUCCACUCCUACCAUUCUUACCUUUCACAAUAAAAGCCCUAAACAUACUGUAUAAUAUUCGCAGGCGAGUAUUUCGCAUUUUUGUGUCAUUUAUUCGUCACGCCCCACCGGUGUGUAAAGGCCUUUACACUGAUACCUAUAUCACCAGGAGGUUUACUACUACAAAAAAAAAAAUACAAAACAAUUUUCUGAAUAUAUUCCACCAACUUCUGAAAGAAAAAAAGACGAUUGGACUUAAUAACAAUUUCAAUCCGUUGUUUUACAGUAUUAGCAGAUAAACAUGUUUAAACCUCAUUAAUUUACAUUAGUGUCUUCAGGGAUUUGUAAAAACUUCAUUAUAUGACUCUGUAUGUACUUAGCAGCUAAAUACAGGCAAUUAAUAUUAUAGUAUGUUGUUUUUUUAUGUGGUGGUAACAGACUGUUUGUAUUCUAUAUGAAUGUUCGCAAACAUUUAACCUCAGCGUAGCUUUUUUUUUGUCUUAGCUCAACAGAUACAACCUGUAAUACUGAAGUUUUGUCUAAUCAUUGUUAAUUCAGCUUAUGCUUUAGCUUUCUUUCACAAUCAAUAAGCUAAUAUGCAAAAAAAAAAAGAAGGCUGAUGUCAAAUACUGACUUUCCGUCCAAUUUGUUUCAACUUUAGCUUUUUCUCCUAGAUUGAAUUUAAUCGGCUAAAGCUAAACAAUGAAAAACACAAUAACGUGAAAUGUUUUUUAAUCGGUUCAGUUGUUUUAUAGGUUUAACUUUCUUUCAUAGCCAAUAAGCUGAGAGGAUAAAAAGAGCUAAGUAUUGACUUUUUAAAAGAAUCUGUUUAGCUCCAGUUUAAAGUGGCAAUAAACAUUUUUUUUUUUCUUUAACUUAU
Sebastes umbrosus (honeycomb rockfish) is the source of this 5485-nucleotide messenger RNA. Its product is annotated as GRAM domain-containing protein 4-like. The record is from RefSeq and is a predicted model, not a curated record. Bases 327 to 2090 code for a protein of 587 amino acids. Lineage: Eukaryota; Metazoa; Chordata; Actinopteri; Perciformes; Sebastidae. The transcript has 19 exons. Gene Ontology annotation, biological process: negative regulation of toll-like receptor 9 signaling pathway; apoptotic process.